AUGUCGCGCAUUACCGCUGUUGCAUCGGCACUCUUCCUGAGUUUAGCCAGCUGUCUACCUUAUCAAUCAGCUCCCACAGUCAAUGUCAAGAACGGAACCUAUUAUGGUGUACACUCUGCAGCUUAUGGCCAAGACUUCUUUCUAGGUAUACCCUAUGCUCAGCCCCCGGUUGGUCAUUUACGGUUCCGCAACCCAGCGAGCCUAGAAAGCAGCUGGGAAGAGGCUAAAGCAGCAACACAGUACUCGCCAGAAUGCUACGGCUACGGUUCGGAUCAGUGGAACUAUGCAGUGUCUGAUGACUGUCUUUACCUCAAUAUUAUAAGGCCAUCAGGCCAUCAAGGCCAGAAACUUCCUGUAGGAUUCUGGAUCCAUGGAGGUGGCUUCUACCAAGGCGGAGGUGUCGAUCAAAGGUACAAUGCGUCCUUUGCAGUUGAGAACUCGGUUAGAAUUGGCAAGCCCAUCAUGAUUGUCAGCAUCAACUAUCGAUUGAGCGCCUGGGGCUUCCUGAGCGGAAGCCAAGAAGUGAUAGAUGACGGUGCACUCAACCUUGGUCUGAAAGACCAGCGAUUGGCCUUGCAGUGGGUGCAGGAAAAUAUUGAAGCUUUUGGUGGUGAUCCCGAGCAGGUAACAAUCUGGGGUGAAAGUGCUGGUGCCGCAGCCGUGGGCUUUCAUCUGACAGCUUAUGGUGGACGCGACGAUAAGCUCUUCCGGGGUGCUAUCAUGCAGAGCGGUAACCCGAUCAACUACGGAGCCUUGAGGGAACCACUAGGCCUAGCAAACAUGUACAAUGAGCUUGUCCGCCGCACAAACUGUGGCGUCAACUCUACCGGUUCAUUGGAAUGUCUGCGCCAAUUACCUGCCGAACAACUAAACGCUGCCAUCAAUAUUACGAAUCUUCCUCUAAACGUCACAGGCUUCAACCCCGUUCUCGACUACGACUUCAUUCAGAAGCGUACAUCCAUUCAACUGGAAGCCGGCGAAUUUGUCCAUGUUCCCAUUGUGUCGGGCGCCAACUCAGAUGAAGGCACCGCGUUCUCCCCGUCACCAGUAAACAGCACAGAUGCCUUGUACACCUACAUGACAAACUUUAGCCGCGGCGCAGUCGGUCCUGACCUCGCAAACAAACUACUCCAAGCCUACCCCGACGAUCUAUCCGUCAACGUUGUAGCCAGCUUAGGCGACAUUCGAACCGGCGCUCCCUACGGUCCUCAAUUCCGGCGCGCAGCCUCCUAUUUCGGCGACCAAGUCUUCAUCGCCAACCGCAGACUCACCUGCCAGACGUGGGCCAAAGCAGGCCUCGCAGCAUACUGCUACCGCUUUAACGCGAUCCCCGCUGGUCUCCCCGCCGCCAUGGGUGUCACCCAUUUCCAAGAAGUCUCCUUCGUUUUCCUCAACCUCGAGGGCGUGGGGUACCUUCCUGCAGCCGCACCCCCGUUCCAGAACAAGACGGAGAAUUACCGCAACCUGGCCCGCUUCAUGAGUAGUAAUUGGGUCAGCUUCGUACAUGAUUUGGAUCCUAAUGCUUGGAGGGAAACGUAUGCCUGGCAGGGUGCCGAGGGCAUGUGGCCCAGCUAUGAUGUGGCCGACCCCAUGGACUUUGUGUUUGAUGCGAAUGUGACGAGUUUUGCGGAGCCGGAUACGUAUAGGAAGGAGGGUAUGGAGCUGAUUAAUGCGAAUAAUCUGGCUGUAUUUCAACGCUGA
Plenodomus lingam JN3 is the source of this 1701-nucleotide messenger RNA. RefSeq lists its product as uncharacterized. The record is from RefSeq and is a predicted model, not a curated record. NCBI's taxonomy places the organism in Eukaryota, Fungi, Ascomycota, Dothideomycetes, Pleosporales, Leptosphaeriaceae.